This is a messenger RNA of Zasmidium cellare ATCC 36951, 1056 nucleotides long. RefSeq lists its product as uncharacterized. Bases 1 to 1056 code for a protein of 351 amino acids. Gene Ontology annotation, cellular component: mitochondrion. The transcript has a single exon. The record is from RefSeq and is a predicted model, not a curated record. Gene Ontology annotation, molecular function: electron transfer activity; flavin adenine dinucleotide binding. Lineage: Eukaryota; Fungi; Ascomycota; Dothideomycetes; Mycosphaerellales; Mycosphaerellaceae.
AUGGCGGCACCUCUGCGAAAUGGCUUGCUCAGGCAGGCAAAUACAUGUCUUCGCCAGGCACGGCCAACCACGAUUCGACCACUCUCACGCGAUGCGCUACGAAGACUGGCCUCCACUCUGGCCGUUCUGGAGCAACGGGAAGGCAAGCUGAACAUGUCUUCACUGGCAUCGAUCUCGGCUGCACAGAAGCUUGGAGGCAGCAUACAUGGCUUUGUCGCAGGUGCCAAUGGCAAGACCGUGGCAGAUGAGGCGGCAAAGGUGGAUGGCUUGGAGAAGGUGAUCUACGUGGACAACGGAGCGUACGACAAGGGUCUGCCAGAGAACUGGGCGCCUUUACUCGUGGAGAAUAUCAAGAAGGGCGGCUAUACGCAUGUGUUUGCAGGGCAUUCGGCAUUUGGGAAGAAUCUGUUGCCUCGAGUCGCUGCGUUACUGGAUGUGCAGCAAAUCUCGGAUAUCACGGAGAUCCAGGGCGAGGAUACUUUCGUCCGGCCUAUCUAUGCGGGAAAUGCGAUAUUGACCGUCAAGAGCGAGGACAACCCCAAGAUCAUCACCGUCCGAGGUACCGCGUUCCCCGCAGGCGCCGCAGAGGGAGGGUCUGCCAGCGUUGAAGAGGGAGCAGACCCCAAGGCCGAAUGUCCCACCGAAUGGGUCAGCGAAGAUCUGGCCAAGAGCGAUCGACCGGACCUAGCUACGGCAGAGAAGGUCGUCUCCGGCGGACGAGGCUUGAAGUCGAAGGAGGAGUUUGACCGCCUUAUGCCACCGCUUGCAGACGCCCUGGGAGCUGCUAUUGGAGCCAGCCGAGCUGCAGUCGAUUCUGGAUUUGCGGACAACAGCUUGCAGGUUGGCCAGACGGGAAAGAAUGUUGCACCGCAGCUUUACCUGUGCGCUGGUAUCUCGGGAGCUAUUCAGCAUUUGGCUGGCAUGAAGGACUCCAAGGUCAUUGCGGCCAUUAACAAGGACCCGGAUGCGCCCAUUUUCCAGGUCGCUGACGUUGGAUUGGUUGGAGAUUUAUUUGAGAAGGUGCCUGAACUUACGGAGAAGUUGAAGAGUUCGUGA